Molecule: messenger RNA, 596 nt
Organism: Ceraceosorus bombacis
Lineage: Eukaryota; Fungi; Basidiomycota; Exobasidiomycetes; Ceraceosorales; Ceraceosoraceae
Source: the annotation of a GenBank genome assembly
AUGGUGAGCAUACAAAGGGGCAAAACCGUCAGUCAUGGGCCCGAACUGAUCCAUCUCCUUUCAUCCAGAUCAUUCCCGUUCGCUGCUUCUCGUGCGGCAAGGUGAUUGGCGACAAGUGGAAUGCCUACCUGGCUCUGCUGCUGGCUGGAAAAAGCGAGGGCGAAGCGCUGACAGAGUUGGGCAUGAGGAGAUACUGCUGUAGGAGGAUGGUCCUCACCCACGUGGACUUGAUCGAGAAGCUCUUGCAUUACAACAGUGAGUCGUGGGUCUCAUUGUUCCCUCAGCUCGUCGCACGGCUUCUCGAUGAGGAUGAGAAGGUGCUAGGGCUUCUAGGACCGCGCAAUAGUUGUCGCAAUGCCGUCGUCGUCCGGACGGCGGUCAUUACGAGUGGUCGGGAGACAUGGCCACCAGCUUGGGGUCGGGAGACAUGGCUUCCAGCUUGGCUUUUCUUUCCCUGCUCUUCUUCGUCGCUUCCUGCUGUCCCGGGCCCGUGACGCGGAGCUAGCUGAAAGAUGCGUGCAUACAGGAGCCUUUGAACUGACUCCUCUUCUCUACCCGGCCCAAUACUUGCAGUUCACGAGAGGCACAGCGCAUAG